GCUUCGGCAAAACGUCAGUACUGUGAUGCAACCAGACGCAAAGAUAUUUCCGCAACUUCUCACAACUAGUCAGUUGAAAGAAUUUUCUGGUUAACGCUGUUUUGAACGGUAGCUUGUGUGUUGGUUGCUUUUGAGUCUGUUGCCGGUGAAACGAUAAACUUGCUAACGCUAGCUAGCAUCGCCACUUUUUUGUGGACUAGCAGGUGUCCGAUUUAAUUUUAUGACGGUUCGGUCUCGUUUUCUCUUCCAAGUUAGGAGCCGUGUUUCCUAAGUGUGUGUAUGUCGGAGCGCUGGCUGACGUUGUAGUCAGGCCGUGUGUACCCUGUUGUUUUUGCGGAUUAAAUGGCCACCGCGGCUCCCCCUCCAGCCUCCGGCUCAGCUGACAACCCGAAGCCGGGAUCGAGUGGCUCAAACGCGGCCGCUGACGGCGGCUCUCAGGACAGCACUUUCGAGUGUAAUAUAUGUCUGGACACCGCCAAAGACGCAGUAAUCAGCCUGUGUGGACACCUUUUUUGCUGGCCUUGCUUACAUCAGUGGCUGGAAACUAGACCCAGUAGACAAGUAUGUCCAGUUUGUAAAGCUGGUAUCAGCCGAGAGAAGGUCAUUCCUCUAUAUGGGCGGGGAAGCACAGGUCAACAAGACCCAAGAGAAAAAACACCACCUCGACCACAAGGGCAAAGACCUGAACCAGAAAAUCGCGGUGGAUUUCAAGGAUUUGGCUUUGGAGAUGGCGGGUUCCAGAUGUCAUUUGGAAUUGGUGCUUUUCCAUUUGGAAUUUUUGCAACAGCUUUUAACAUCAAUGAUGGGAGACCUCCACCAGCAGCCCCUGGGACACCACAGCACACAGAUGAACAAUUUCUGUCUCGACUCUUCUUGUUUGUUGCUCUGGUCAUUAUGUUCUGGUUACUGAUUGCAUAAGUAACCAGUAGUUGCCCUGGAGAAUGGUGUGUUAGACAUUAAAGUUAUUUUACAUAAUCAUUACCACAGUUUGCAUCAGUUUGAUUGUGCCUGCAUGAUAUUUUUAGUUAAAUUUUCUUGUAUUCUUUUGUAUGUGUAUUGAAAGACACAGGUGAUGGAAAACCAGUAAAUCUUAAAGUGCUUAGAUUUUAAACCAGUGUCACACAGGAUGGCCCGACAUAAAAUUGUAUUCUAUUUCAGUAGGAAACUGGGUCGGGGGAACUGCUUUGUGUUGUACAAUACAACUCUCUGUGACCUGAAUACAACCCAGUAUCAAGGUGUUCGGGUUAUGUUGUGGAGUUUUGGGAAACUUCAAAACACAGCAGUAAUCGUAUCAUGCUGGUGCAGCACAAUAAAUGGUUAUGAAGUUGUUGUGGUUUGGAAUGUGCUUUUCCACCUUGAUCAGCCAUCAUUCCUAAUGUCCAGUGGUGGGCACUAGAGGUGGGCGGAUCGAUCCUAAUAUCGAUACCAACGCUGGUAUUGAUAUUGAACGAUCCUUGUGUAAAAAGA
Molecule: messenger RNA, 1467 nt
Organism: Thalassophryne amazonica
Lineage: Eukaryota; Metazoa; Chordata; Actinopteri; Batrachoidiformes; Batrachoididae
Gene: rnf185
Product: ring finger protein 185
Exons: 6
Coding region: 343-918 (191 amino acids)
Biological process (GO): ubiquitin-dependent protein catabolic process
Cellular component (GO): endoplasmic reticulum
Molecular function (GO): metal ion binding; ubiquitin protein ligase activity; ubiquitin-like protein conjugating enzyme binding
Source: RefSeq, a predicted model, not a curated record